Stegodyphus dumicola is the source of this 9106-nucleotide messenger RNA. RefSeq lists its product as uncharacterized. The record is from RefSeq and is a predicted model, not a curated record. Lineage: Eukaryota; Metazoa; Arthropoda; Arachnida; Araneae; Eresidae.
GAACCAGUUUUAUCUUAAAAAAUACUCUUUAAGUAUAUAUCGGAAAAUUUAUUCGAGAAAUGAAUAUUAUUGUUCCUCUUCAUAGUGAUCCUAGGCGCCCUUACUAUUGAUUCAUGGCUGUGGAUUGUUUACGUCGAUCCUUAUUGUCAUUCAACCGCUGGAUAUCGCCUUGGUCGUAAAUGCAUAGUAUUUUUAUUACGCUGAAAAAUUCCUUUCCUAAUAAUUUGUAAUAUUUAUUUUAGUAUUUCUGAAUACUGUUAUUUCCUCUAAAAUUUACUUUUACAAUUCCUCCCAGCUAUAAAACGGUACGUGUUUGAUCAAGAAUAAUUUUUAAUAAUGGAUUGCGAAGUUGUUUAUAUGGUCGCGUAAUCAGUCUUCGGGUACAUCUUGUUGUUAAUUAUUCGAAUUAAGAAUUCAUUUGCGGUGCAAUUUGCUUAAGUAGCUCUAUUCCUAUGUGUCUAUUUAAAGGAAUCCUAUAUUUUUUCUAAAACCAAAAUAUGUUAUAAUAUAUUCACGUUUUUAAUGAAACUUCGUUGUAUAUGAAAUACAUUAGGGUUUAAAAGUAAUUCCUCAGUGUGCUAAGUCUCUACACAUAAGUUGCAUGAAAAUUUCUUGGGAGAAAUUGCAGUGUAGAAAAAUGCAAUAUGAUUCUAGAAUUCCGGAUAAGAUUGUCAUAGAUGUUACUAAGUUGUUAUUGUGUCAAAAGAAGAAUCCUAAGUAUAGUUUGCAGAACAAAAAAAUGAAGCUAAUUUUGCAAUUUUACUGCAUGUGAUAAUUAUUUUAUAGAUAGCACCAACAACUUUUAAAUGGUGCUGUCUAAUGUAGGAUAGUUAUGAAUCCCUGUCAGAACUUCAGCAUUCCAAAUCAGUUUUGGAUACCUUAGCGUGAAGCUAAAAAUAGUUUAUUCAUGCAGCUUUAUAAGUAUACGGAAAUCCGUUUUAACAAGUGAAGCAAAAGUCUGAUUUUCAAAACUUAAUUUAGGCAAAUUUUUUAUUGCCUAUAAAAAGUACUUCAAAAUUCAGUUAUUUAUUUAAAAAUGGGAAGCUGUGUUUCGCGGUGUUCUCGUCAAGAUGUUGUUCAUCAACAAACUGGAAGUAUUGUUUUAGAUGCUCAGAAAUCUAUUGAAGUUAAUCAGGGUUCAUCACGCCUUCACAAGAGUCUUAUAGAUGUAAAUGUUGAAUGUGAGCUACCUGAAUCUAGGGCAGUUACAGAACAAAUUAAUGCAGAAAUUAGAGCAUUGCGUGAGCAGUUGGUACGAAGUCAAGUUUUAUUUACAUAUUUGUUAAAAGAUGGAAGUUCAGAACAUACGCCAAAAAGCUCUGAUGGUAAAAAUGAACUUCGUACUUUAUUGGAAGAAGAGAAUUUGGGGGAUGCAAUGUUCCAGUGUAAAAGUUUUGAUGGACAAGUUCCUGCUCGUUUGUAUAAUCGUUCCAAUAGAAGCAGUAGCUCAUAUGCAAGUCGCAGAUCGACACCAAUGCAUUGUGGAUAUACUUCACUUUCUUGUCCAACCCUUCCAGUUGAAUCUCCUGUUGUCACAAAAUCAACUCAGACUGAGCCAUUGUCUGGUGUUUCAUUUUAUAUUGGCCAUGAUGACAUUAGUACUUUUCCAAGUGAAUUAAAUCAUUCUUCAAGCAAAGGAGCAUCUUUAAUGUUUUCUCCUGUAUCAUCUCCUUGUGGAUUUAUUUCAGAUAUCUGUGAAGUUCAUAGAGACCCUGAUGACCAUUCUUAUCCUCGUCAUCGGACAAAUAGCUUUUUAAGGGCUGUUAAAGAUGGAAACCCAAAGUUAAUAGAUGCUACUGAAAGCAAUGAAAAUACAGUUCAAGAAACUUGUCUUGAAGAAAAAGCGAAAGAUAUCAAGCUGCAAAGUUAUACACUUGAAAACAUUGAGGAAUGCACAAAUAGUGAAGAAAACAAAGAAUGCAUCUUUCCUCGAAAACUGUCCAUUCUGUUGGAAGAAGACUGUGAAGAUGCAUCUGGAAAUUACUUUUCUGUUUGUAGCUCUCAGCCACUUUUGAACAGAAAAAGAAAAACUUCUGAUUCAUGUAAUGUAAAAACUCAAACUGAUUUGUCUUUUACCAUUGAUUCCAUUUCUACACAUUCUAAACAAUAUUCUACUAAGAAACAGUGUGAUAACAUACCUGUUUCUGAAUUUGGCCUUCCAAAAUGUGGUUAUACUCUUGUAACACAAGCAGUGCAAAAAAGAACUGUUUACUCAGAGGAACUGCCUCGAAAACUUGUGCUAAGGUAUCCACCUCCAUAUACAAAGAAAGGAUCUCGGCCAAGUAGCUAUUUGUCAUUUGGUAAUAAUUAUUUCAGGGAACUUGCUGUGAAACCUAAAACUCAUAUUUACAAAUGGCCAACAGUAGCUGAAUCACUUCCAAGUAAAAGUGAAUGUCCACAUAAAAUGAAUCCUAAAUCUCAAACUGAUUCCAGUCUUCAAACUAGACAUCUUUCUUUAGAAAAACAAGAGUCAGUUUCUUCUUAUGAUCACAGUCUAUACCCUGAUAGCCGAUUAUCUUCAGUGACAGAUUGCUCAGGCUGGAUGACAAAGUCAGAUGUUGAACUUAAUCUAAGACCUGAACCUCCAAGCUACCAACAAUCAGUAUUAGUUUCUCAUCGGAAUCAAUCUGCCCAAAAUAGGUUAAAGAAUGCUGGAGAGGAGAAAAAAGAUCUGGAAAGAAGUUCGAUUCCUGCCCUAAAUAUUGAUAGGACUAAAAAUGACAGCGAGUCACGGAUGGCUGAUGAUAAAAAUGGAAGUAAAGAAAAUUUUAAAAUUUCGCAACGAAGUAUGCGAAGAGGUUCUGGUGCAGGCUCACCAAAUUCUCAGUUAAGUAUCCCUCGGUACCCUGCAUUCGAUUUUGAUGAGCAGGAAGAUGUGCACUCCUUUCUUCCAUCACCAUCUGAGCCUGAAGCAAAUCAUAAUCUAAAGGCUGAGAAUCUUCAAGGCAAGAAAGGAGCUGAAACUGCUAGAGAUAAUGAUUCAAGUCACAGCUCACAUUUGAAAGAGACUAGUCAAAAGAAACAAGAUGCAAGUAAAUCAAAGACUUUAAUGCCUGAAAUAAUGGAAAAUUCAGAAACUGAGUCUGCUAAAGGUAGUUUUGAAUAUGAAGCACCUGAUUUACCUCUGUCCGUGGAUGUUCCUUUUGUUUCUGUGUCUGAUGUAGCAUUUCCAAGCUUGCCAAACACAUUUUUAGCUAAGCUAGGCGUCCAUAAAGAUAGUCCCUUAUCGGUUGAAGCAUUUGAUGAGCAAGAACUUGAAAGUAAGUUUAUUGCACUGUCCCUGGCUUUCAAAACUGAUCGUACAACUCUGAAUAAAAGAAUUGAUGUAAAUAAACGUCAACGAGAUAUAGCUGAGAAAAAUGUAGAAAAUGAAUUUCAGGCUAUGCGAGAUCAUUUAAAUACACUUAAUCUUAAAGCUACUAGUCCUGAUGUUAGAGAUCUGAUUUCAAAAAUUCAGAAUCAUAUUGAUAUUGCUCAGCAAGCAACAGCUAGAAUGUCAAGUCGUUCUGAAACCUAUGGUUCUGUUCAGCAGGAGGAACGUGUUAGCCGUGCUUUUGAAGUUUUGGUGUUAUAUGUUGAUCAUCUGAAGCGUUUGUUUGAUAAAGAGCACAAAGAGCUAGAAGAAACAAGGCGCUUGCUGACAGACACUAAAAUGUUCAAGAAAGAUGUUUCAGCAGAUAGCGUUUCUGACAAUCAAAAGAAAUGUGUAAGGACAUUUGGUUUACCAGCUGGCUCUAUCAAAUCGGAUACAUAUCAAAAAAUGCUGUGCCCAUUUCCAACAACUAGUUGUGUAGGUCUGAGUAGCAGUAGCCUGCCUACUUCACCAGUUACCUCUGUACCCCAUUCUAGAAUAGGCACUGCAGGAACAAGUGCCAGUUGUUGCUCCUUACCUGCUGCCAGUCCUAUGCGUCCAGAUAAUAUGUUGCAGAGUCCCGAAGCAACAUAUACUGUUUCAACUCGAGAAAUAUUUCAAUACCAUUUCUAUGCUGAUAAACACCCUAAAAAGGGGAAGGACCAAAAUAUAGCUGCUAAUGUUGAGGCUGAAGCAAAAUCUAAUGCUGUGGAUCAAGAGAGUGUCUCUGAUGAUAGUGCCCUUCACAAUAUUCGGAGCUCUGUCAGCAAAUGGUUCCACAUCCAAAAAUUGCAUCGAAUUUGCCAUGCAAACAGAAGAACUCUAAUGCAGUAUUUUGCCACUGCAUUAGUAAUCUGUAUUGCUCUUUACUUUUCCUUUUUUUUAUAAUUCAUUACAUUCAGUUUACUGUAUAAUAAUCAUUUGGUUGUGAAAUUCCAUAUAAAAUUAAAAGCGUAUCAUUAGAUAUAUUGAAGCCAUAUUUUGAGUUUGUAAGCAAAAUGUGUGAAGGUCUUCACUUAAAACCUGUGAUUAUAUAUCAUUAUGGACUGCCAUGGGUGAAAACAUUCCAUUGCAAAUAACUUUUUUAUAUUCUAAACAAAUAAGCAUAUUCUUUUGCUAUGAUAUUCAUGUUUAGUAAUGCAUAGUAUUUACUUGGAUUUUAUUUGUUGAUUGUCAGAGUGACUAUUCUUAAUUUACAUGUUGUGAGAGAUUUUAUAUUUUUUGCCUGGGCAGCAACAUAUCAUAUUUACUUUGCAAAUUCAUGAAGUGUGAAAAUAUUUUUUACCAUUAGAAGUUUUUUCUAACCUUCUGAAGUGGUAUGAUUGCCUUUAUCUGGUCAUAAGAUUUUUGUCACUUGGCACUAUUACCUUAUAAUUUAAGAUUUUUUGCAUUCUUACUUUCUUUAAUAAUGUAAAUGUCAUCUUAUCAAAUUUAAGUUGAUGAAAAUAGAGACUAAAAUAAGUAAUUAUACAAAUUUAACUGAUAAAUGCUGUUUAAAGGCAGGUCGUCAUGAUGGAUAUAAAAUCCUGAGCUGCUUAGAGUGUUAAAUGUAUGCUAAGGAAAUAGCAUUAUUUUAGUUAAAUGUUUUAAAUAUUGUUAUACUUAAAAGUUAAUUUACUUCAUAUCUCUUUUUUAUAUCGUUCAAUAAAUUCACUUGCUUUUAGUAUUCGGUUAACUGAAAUGCAGAAUAGUUUGCAUAUUUUUGUCUAUUUAUUUAUUAAUUAGAGUGAAGUUAAAUGACUCGGAAUUAAUUUCUUUGUGUUAAUGGAUUCCACCAUGAUUGAAAAUUGUAAUUGUUUGCUAUAACUCUUCGUUACUUCUUAAGGAAGAAGUGAAAUUGUAGAAGUUGUUUUCACUGUUCUAAUUUUUUUCAAUAAAGCAAUAAUCUGUGAAGUUGACUAUUAGAAGAUUUUGUGUAGAUUUCACUUUUCUUUCCAUGCAAAAAUAUUCAAAUUCCAGAUUAAUUGCUACCUUUCAAGAACUGUUAAAAAUUGCAGAAAAAUAACAAUAAAAAAUGCUGUAAUAACAUAUUAUAGGGGUAUUGUUUUAUAAUAGUUUAUUGGUACAUUGGAAUCAGGGGUAUUGUUUUAUAAUAACUGUAAUAUGGAAAAUAUUUUAUCCUGUUGUCACCUGUAAAAUUGUUGUCUAAUUCUUAAAUUCAAGAUGUAUUCGAAAUUAGAGCAUACCAUAUUCUUGCACACGGCUGUUAAGAAAAAAAUAAUGAUAAAUCCAUUUUGUAUGAGAAAAUCAAAUUAGAUGUUAUUCUCUUAUAUCUAGAAUGAAGUAAUGUUAAAUAUCCCUUACAAUGAAAAGCAGUUAUUUUCUUUUAAAUAUGCUUUAACAUUUGUGUUAUGUAAAUUGUCAUCUUUCUAUUAAGAUUCUCCUCUUUUAUUUUACUGUGCCAACUGUAUAUUAAUCUUCAACCAAACAAUAUUUACCUUAGUUUAUUACUUAGUCUCUUUCAGCUGAAUGUAUUUCAUUGUAUUGAUCAAUUCCACAAUACAUACCAUAUACUUUUAUACAUGAUUAUUAUUAGACAUACUUGCUUCAAACUAAGUUUAUGGCACUAAAGUAUUUUAAUUUCAUGCAGUGAAGCAAAAACUGAUUUUAUGAUAACUAGUACCAAUAUUCAUACUUUUUUAAAUUUGACUCAACAAAAAUUGUUGAGCAUACAUAUUUUUAAGCAUUCUAUAAUUUGCAAAUGAAGAUAUUCAAAUAGUACUUAGGGCAUAUUGGACCAAAUAUGGAUAAAAAAAGCAUGAAGGGGAGGUCUGUUUAAUAUACAUGAACUUUUUUUUAGUCAGUUACGUAUAUUCAUCAGCGGUGUUUUUAAACUUUAACUUUCUUCUUGAUUAAGUUUGUUCUUUGUUUUCUGUUAUCCAAAUUCAUUUUUCUCAUCUCAUUGAUGUCACAUAAUUUUUAGAGUAAUAAACUUUAUUUUGUUAUAUCAUGUAGUGUAUAUAAAAGCUUUAAUCUUAGCUAUGUUUAAUUUUUCUAGAAAAUAAAAUAAAGGCUCAUUAUAUGUAAUUUCAUAUGGCUAUGGUUACGUUAAUGGCACUUUUUGAUAAACUCAACUAAUUUUUAAUAUCUUAUUAAACAUAUUACUUUCUGCUUCUUAUGCAUCUUGAUACAAAGUGCUGAAAAACUAUUUGAAUGUUUUCAUUAUCUUGUUACAUCUCAUAAAAUGAGGUAUGUAAUGCAGAUUCAGCUUGAACGUAAGUUUUAAUGUGUUACCAUUUCAUGGUAUUUCGUGCUUUCACUGUGUCAUAACUUUUAUUAUAUGCACAUAUUAUCCUCAAAAAUUUCAUCUGUCCCAUUUGUUUAAUGUCAUGAUCAAUGGUCACAAAAUCAUGUAAGCAAUAGAAUUGUUAAAAUUGUAAUAUCAUCAACAUAAAUCUGGACAGAAGAUAAAAUAUUCUUUGUAACCAUUCUGAUGACAGUAGUAGAUAGUAUUUCUUAGAUCAGUGGUCUCAAAUUAAAAUUGUAUGCUGGCGGAAUGCACAGUCUAUAACAGGCUGCUACCUUUUUUUUUUUUCCUAUCUAAAUUCCAAAUUUUGGUGCUUGCAAGGGAUUUCUUUUGGUUACACUAUGCAGCUCAAAUGCAUUGACAGAUUAUGUUAAAUUUUCAAACUGAUGUUUAUUUCAUAUAAUUCUUUAAUAUAUUGAAAUAACCAGUAAAUAACUUAAGCUAAAAUAAAUUUUAUGAACGCUUUCCAGAUAUUCAAAGAAAACUUUCAAAAUGUGUUAACAUGAAAAUAAAUAAUGGCAACCUUCUUUUUUUUUUUUUUUUAUUAGAUUUUCUUCAACGCAUGCUGAAUAAAAUAGGUUUAUUUGUAUAUAAAUUAUUAUAGACUUCUUAAUUUCUUACUACAACUUGACACCUGAUAGCAUUUCAAUUCUGAUAAAAUUUGUAGCCUUGGAAGGAAAUAACUAGAAACUGUGUUAAUUGUGGAUUGUAGAUGCUCAUUCGUCAAUCAGGUUCUUAAUAUUCAGAUGCAAAAAUCUGUCCACAUACAAAUGUACUCCCAAACCAAAUGAUAGUUCUUACUGCAAAAAUUCAUGACUAAGGGCUUUAUCUUUUGACAAAUCUGAAAAAGGUUAAUUAAAUCUGUGUAUCUUCUAAUUUUUAAAUAAGAUUUGUGUCUCACUGGUAAAUUAAUUAACACCAUUUGUAGGUUUUAAUGAUAAUGAAAAUAAUGUACAAAUGGACUACAAAUCAUUAAAAUCAAUAUAUCAUCCUUCAAAUUUUUCUCAUGAUAAUGCUAUUUUUCUUGCAUAUUUUUGAGAUUUUUCAUUUGAAAUAUCAAGGUAAGAUUUAAGAUGUAGGAAAUGCAUAAAAUAUUUUGAUUAAUGUUGUAUUCCCUGUAAUUGCGUUUUAACUUUAAAAGUUAUAAUGCAAGCAUAAAUAUCAGUGAUAAGUUUAUUCUUUCCUUGCAGCUGUUUAUUGAAAAAAUAUAAAUGUCAGAAAAUACUUAAUUUGUUAUCCAUGCUUCAUUAUAUCUUCACUAUAUAGCUUGUUGAUAGUUUUAUUUACAUACAUUUGUGUCAUGAAAAUUUUGAUUUCAUUAGUUAAAUUAAAAAACUGUUUUAAUACAGCUCCUUGGCGUAGUUGCCUCACCUCGUUAUACUAAAUAAUCUCUCUGUACUGCCUUUCAGUUUCUUCAAGCAUUCUAACAAACUCGGUGAUUCAGAGCUUGUUCACAGAUAAAGUUUAUUGCUUAGUUCUAUUUCAUUAAUCUUAUACAUCUACAUACUUUUGUCAGCGUAUUUACAAUAAAUGCAUAAUUAAAAUGUAUUCUCAGGCUGCAUAAAUUUGCUUCAGGGCUGUAUGCAUCCUGUAGUCACCAGUUUGAGACCGCUGCCUUAGAUCAUUGUCAUCUUCUCAGUUAGAAAUGGUGCUGAUUUCAUUCAUGCAGGUAUUUUUAAGUCCUGCCAUUUUAAAUCUGAGCAUCAUAUAUCAAAAUUUGUGAUCAACAGCCUUAGGCAGAUCAUAUUUGAUAAGGCAGCAUGUGUCAGGAAUUGUUUUACAUUUUUUCCCAUUUUAGGACUUCAGUUUUUUGUCAUAUGGAAAUUUACAUUAAAUCAGUCAAUUAUUUAUCUUGUACUAAAUGAAAUUUAUCUGUUUGUAGUCAUUGAAAUAUCUGAAAUUUUAAUGCAUUUAGAUAGAAAACCAAACUUAGUCCCAAACAUAGUCUAGAGAUUUUAACCAUGACUGUCUUAGCUGUGCCCAUAUUAAAUGGCUUCUAUUGUGUUAAGAAAGAGAAAGUGAAUUACCCUGAAUCAAAAUCUUUGGUUUUAUACCAUGUAAAAAUUUUAUAUCAAAUUUUUAUUUCCAUAUAUAUCUUGUUUUCUGCAAAGGGGAAUUCUAGGAAACAAAAUCUUAUGUUUUAUACCUUGUAAAAAAUGUAUUCCAAAUUUUUAUAUACAUAUAUAUUUAAUAUACACUGCGGGGGGUGGAAAGGAACAGUUCUAUAUCUCCCGUUUCACUUGACCUAUUGUCGAAAUUCAACUUGCGUUUUUCAUGUCUCGAAAGCGCGACUCCAGAUAUGUAUUACAUUUAAAUAGCAUUGUUUUAAUAUAGGUAUUCUGACACAAAAUCGCACCUUUUCUGAAAUGUCAUGCCAAUUUGUUUCCCUAUUUCGAUUCUACGAGUCAAAUUAUGCCAGACUGCCAAUGGUCAAAUUAUGCAAGACCACCAGCGGCCGAGCGGUAAAGUUGCUGAACACUGGUAGUUCAGUCUGAGGUUCGAAUCCC